Molecule: messenger RNA, 450 nt
Organism: Clavispora lusitaniae ATCC 42720
Lineage: Eukaryota; Fungi; Ascomycota; Pichiomycetes; Serinales; Metschnikowiaceae
Source: RefSeq, a predicted model, not a curated record
AUGAAUUUGAGGACAGCGUUUCAGACUAAUACUAGUGCGCGCUUUAUUAUUCACAUUGGGAUGCACACGCCGAGCGAAACAUUUACCACUUCAUUCUCACUCCAGGAAAAGAUGUCAGGAUGGGCGGCCAACUUAUCGGCGGCGAAGAGGCUGUCACCUAAGCCUGAGUCAUCUCCCAGUCCAACCAAGUCCCCUGCUAAGAGCUCCUCGCCAGAAGCUUUCAAUGCUGCGGAGAUUCUAGAUUGUCUCAGUGCUAGAUACCACCGGGAGUUGGCAGAGGCAAAGCAAGAUAAGCUGGGCGAAAAAGUGCGCGUUUAUCGUUCUCUCCAUUCAUCUUCAGCAUGGACUACGAAAAGCUCGGUCAAUAGUAGGGGAAGACGAGACGAGGAUGGACGCUUCAAUCUUUUGGACGAAGUGAAUCGGGCAAUCGCACGAGCAAAAAAACACUAA